GUUCGUCGGCGGUCCUCACUGGCAUGGACGCCGGAGGAGCGCUCUGACCACGCAGGAACCAUGCCUACUGUCCUCCGAGGCAAAGGGAAACUUUCCGUUGUCUGCUCUCUGCUCCGAUGCGCGUAUUCUCAGGUAACAAGAAACCAACACAAAAGCUGUGCCAAAGACAUUCUGGAGGACAUGACUCAGUCCUGGCCGUCCCAACAAGCCUUAGGGGGCAACCAGGCCCAACGGAUCCUCUACAACCCUAAGGAUCCAAAGCAACUGACAGCACAACAAAGGCAAAGUCGAGGGGACGUCCAGCUGCGAAUGAACCGUCCUCCUCAUGUGGCACCUCACAAGUCGAUGCUUGCCGAUGACCUGAAGCUGAGCAGCGACGAUGACGACACUCACAGGGCCCCGCAUGAGUCAGCUUCCUGGGACAGACAGAGCCUGUCAGCGCAGCGAGCGCACACACAUGGCAGGCGGGUGAGACAUUCCAGCUCCGACUCCUCGGGCUCAGACUCCAGUGCCGAGUCGGGGAGCAGCAGCCCUCGUUCCCGGAGCCCGAGCCCGGAGGUUCACCCGGACCCUGCGUCGCCGGCCGACGCGCAGCCACGCGGCGACGACAACAACAAGGAGGCUGACCACCCCUCUGCUGCCCAGUGGCAGUUGGAUAAAUGGCUGAAAAAGUCGCGGAAAAAAUCUGCCAGCAGUGAACAGGAUCCUUCCCAUAGCAUUCCAGGACGUCUGCCCUCUCCUCACGCCCAGCGAGCCCCAUCUCCAGCUCGAGCAUGGGACAGCAAUCAGGAAUACAGCCCUAGCCAAAGCCCUAUUCCCAGUCCACAGUUCAAUUACAGCCGCGCCAACAGCCCCCUGCCCAGCCCUGGUUACAGCUACUGCCCCAGCCCCAGCCCCUUCACCAGCACAUGUCCAAGUCCCAGCCCGGAGCACAUUCCCGUUCCCAGUCCAGCUCUAAGUGACUGCCUCAGUCCCGGAGCCAGUCGUAGCCCUAGCCCUGUAUCCAGAAACCCUCCAAGUAGCCCAGGUCCUAGCUUGGCCCCUUCAUCGAGGGUUCGUCACAACCCUGAGGUUCAGAAACAAACCCAAUCAAGUCCAAAAUCUAAUUCCCACAGGACCAAAAUCAGGCCCUGGAUUGAUCCACUGCCUAACGCUCACACCAAGAACCAUCACAUACAUAGUACUCAUCCUGAACCAAGUCAUCAGCAGAGACCCAAGGCCCAGCCCACACAGGAAGCAGACCAGAGAAGGUCCAAAGCUUCCACUGUGCUAAAUUCUCAAAGUCACAGCCACAAAAGUCGACCUAAAUCUGACUUUGUGCCAAACUCUAAACAGCACUCUGAGGCUCCCAAAGCUAAACACACAUCACAUUCUGAGCAAGGCCAGGGAAGCAGGUCAAACCACAGCUCCAGCUACAAGCCUAGACCUUUAUUUCAAUCCAGCUCACAACGCAGCCCCACAAGAGACAGGAGACACCACUUAGUUCCCACUAGUCGUGAAACUAUCAGCAGUCAUGGUUCUGAUUCCCAGUCUACCUAUAAAGCUACUGGUAAUUCUAUUUCUGGGUUGAACUGUAGGUCAAGCCCAAGUUUAAACCCUCGGGCCAAGGCUUGGGACACACUUUCUGUGGAUGUUAAUCAGGCCAAAACACUGCACAAGAAACCCCCAACGAAGGAGCAGAUCGUGGACCACAGAGGCGAUCAACCGAGCCAAGCACAGGGCAGAAAGCACGAAAGAAGGGAGGAGAGAGUCAGGGAGAAGCCAGCGGGUAAACAAGACCAAAAGGAAGACAGGAGGCUGGCGGAGGAGCAGUUACUGAGACGGCCCUGGAUCCAGAGUUCAUCAGAGGAAGAGGGGGAGGAAGAGGAGCAGAAGGAACUGACAGAGAGGCAACGAGGGGGAGAGGAGCCAGCAAGGGUUGAAAGCAGUAGGAGAAGGGAGCAGCAACAUAGACGCGAAUGGAAAGAGGUCCAUGUCAAAGAGAAGCUGCCCGUGACCUCAGAACGACAUCACCUCCAGAAAGACUCCCACCACCAAGGGAGGACAAGAAAGGGAGACAGAGGCGAGAAGGAAAAAGAGUCGUCACCUCCUCCGUCACGGUCUCCUACUCCUCAUAGGUCGUCGUCCUCCUCCUCCGCCUCCUCCUCCUCCAAUUCAGACUCGGAGCCCGAAUAUCAGAACUUGAUCACUAAAGUGCCAGCAGACUCCACCUCCCACAAGAUACUCAGCAGGAGGGGGCAGCCAGAGCCAGGCAGACCUGAUGCCAACAAGCCAAAGGUCAUCCAGUCCAGAACCUCCCCCUCGGAGAAUCCAAGUGAAGGGCAGCAAAGUAAAGGGAAGCAAAAACUCUACACCCUGGUUCCGUUCGGGAGAGGGGAGCAAGCUACCGUGUCCUCCCAGCGAGGGCUCCGGAAUCUGGUGGUGCAGAUAGACCUGUGUCUUCUCAAAAGGGUCCCGGACUCUGCAGUGUCCACCACUAAAAAGCCUGUGUCUUCCUCCUGCUCCUCGUCAAUAAAGGACAAGCAAAGAGAGACUAUGAAACACCUUCAUGGACCUGAGAUGGUGACGAAAGAGGGCAGAAGGAAACGCAAGCUGGAGAAUGGCGCGACACACAGAGAAAGUAAAAGGAGCCUUCCUAAUGUGAACGAGCUCUCAGGCCAAACGGAGUCUUCCUCCCGCACGCCCGAGCGUAACUUUGUGACCGAGACCACGCACAACGGAUACAUAGAGGAGUACUUGGACAGCAAGAGGCCGCUGUCUCCGCUGUCUCCCCUGUCUGACAACCCAGACUCCAGCAAGACUCCCUCCAAACUAAAAGCCUCCGAGCAGCAACACGUCCACCCCCACAAGAACCGGGACAAAAGCAAAGAUCCGGCUGUAAAGCCCAAGAUGGAGGUCGAAUGUGUACGGGUGUCGAGGCAGCCUCAGCUGCCGUCCGAGUCCUGGGGCCCUGCGGGACACCGGGGGGGCGUGCCUAAUCAUGAAACACCGCAUCACGCUGAAUAUUACCUACACGAAGCCAAACGGAUGAAACACCGCGCCGACGCAAUGGUGGACAAGCUGGGGAAGGCCGUGAAUUAUGUUGACGCUGCUCUCUCCUUCAUGGAGUGUGGAAAGGCAAUGGAAGAGGGGCCGCUGGAGGCUAAAUCUCCUUAUACCAUGUACUCAGAGACGGUGGAGCUGAUCAGGUAUGCAAUGAGACUGAAGAGCCACGCGGGCCCCGGUGCGAGACAGGAAGACAAACAGCUGGCGGUGCUGUGUUUCCGAUGCCUUGCCCUACUUUACUGGCAGAUGUUUCGUCUAAAGAAGGACCACGCACUGAAAUACUCCAAAGUGCUGCUGGACUAUUUUAAGAGUUCUCCAAAAGUGCCUACAACACCUCAAUGUUGGAAUGAAUCUGGGAAAGGCUCAGGGGGACCCCCGUCCUCGCUCUCGCCCAAUGCGAAAAGCCUUGGACGGGGUUCACUCGGGGGCAGGACCUCCCCCUCUCUCAUCAGCAUUCCUCAGCGCAUCCACCAGAUGGCAGCGAAUCACCUGAACAUCACCAACAGUGUCCUGUACAGCUAUGAGUACUGGGAGGUGGCAGACAACCUGGCUAAGGAGAAUAAAGAGUUCUUCAACUAUUUGAACACUUUAUCGGGACCAUUGACUCUUCACAGUAGCAUUGCUCACACUGUCCAGUACACCAGGCAGGCUCUUCAGUGGAUACGCAUCAGUGCCAAACUUAACUAAGAAGGGACGGAUUCACGGUUCCCUGACCACUGGAUCUCCAGACCACAUUUUACUUUACUGUAGAAGAGACAACCUCUGGAUCUCUAUGCAGCUACCAGGGCAGCGCUGAUGCCUUCUGUCCUGCUGGAACUCGGAUAAAAUCCCAAGGAGGCAUUUGUCAUCCUCAUAGGAUGUUCGAGUGCUCAGAACCUGGACCUCACUGUGCUCAAAGCCUUCGGGAGAAGCAAACUUUAAACCUUGCGGGUCGCUGUGUGCACAUUUCUCCUGUUUGUUUUGGGGUUUGUGCACAGUUCAAAGUAGUUCAGUGUAAUAAUUUGCCAAAAAGUCUCUCGGACCUCAAGUAACUCAUAAACCCUCCUUUUCAUACGUGUUUCUGUGUAAGCAGAACAGGACCAAAUGCUGAAUUAUAUACCACUUUCACCAAAACAAACAAAAGAAAUCUGCAAAUUUGCUAAUGAAGGUUGAAAUUACAAUUAAAAUAUGACAUAUUUACAUUUUUCUGUGUUUUUUACUGUGCAAUAUUUGAAUUGUCUGUUUUUUUGAAAAAUGUUACAUAAAAUACUGGUGAAUUCAAUUGCCAAUUGUUUUAAGUGUCGAAAUUGAUCAAUGAAGUUCCUCUAGACUACCUCUCACUUCGGCUAAAGCCUAGAAUGCUUUAGUUUUUGAUAGACGUUUGGACUAAACUUGUAACUGAUUUGUUUACACAUAAAAUCAGCUGUUAAAAACUGAGCUUUCAGGGAAUCUCACGUCCUUCUUUAUUUCAUUAUAAUAAUCCCAACUUUAAUUGCAGGAUGUUUUUAAUGAGUGUUAAUGUGAUAUUAAUGAAAUAUUUGUGUUGGAAAGCAGGAGCAUCUUGCAGGUUGAUCCUUUGCUGCGGCUUCAGUCACAUACCAGAACACACCUUCAUAGUAGGCACAAGUGUUCUGUGAGUCAGACCCAUCUGUCAGGCCACUUGUGCAGCGAUUUCACUCUGCCACUCAAACAUCACUCUCUUUGCCUCUCCACCACUGCACCGAGCAUAUAUUCUACAUCCUGCUGCACCAGCACAGUAGUCACACAUGAAACUUCAGCAUCUGAUGUCUGGUACCAUAGCAACAGAGAGCAACCAAUAAGGGGGCGCAGAGAAACACAACACGUUGUGGGUCAAUGGCAUCCUAGUUUCUUUGAUUUUGUAAAAUUAUACGUUGCUAACUAAUCCCAUGCUGGACUACAUUUUCCUGUUUUCUGCUCUCCUUUAUUCUGCAGAUGUUAAAUAGAGGCUGUCAGGAUUGUUUAACCAAACAGAUUGUUUGGUGAUUUUCAUUUUUUUUGCUGAUUUAUUUCCAAAAGCAGAUACUCUAAGUGCAGACUCCUAUUAAUGUAAAUGAGAGACUAUAAUUUUUUAU
Molecule: messenger RNA, 5117 nt
Organism: Betta splendens (Siamese fighting fish)
Lineage: Eukaryota; Metazoa; Chordata; Actinopteri; Anabantiformes; Osphronemidae
Gene: aff3
Product: AF4/FMR2 family, member 3
Exons: 19
Coding region: 61-3732 (1223 amino acids)
Biological process (GO): regulation of gene expression
Cellular component (GO): super elongation complex; nucleus
Source: RefSeq, a predicted model, not a curated record